UGCUCGACUUUGAAAAGUCCUACAAGAGCUUUACGACAAGCUGUGCCUGGUGAACAGCAGCUACAACAUACCCAGUUCAUUACCAUCUACACUGCUUCAUUUUGCAAGGUGGAAAGCGAUUACCAGACUAGCUCCAGCACUUCAAUCCACAGCGUUGGUACUCUGUUAUUGAGAGAGCUCUUCGAGAUUGCCUAAAUUAUGAUUAAUUCGCGAAUCAAAUCGCAAUCCCCGUUCGAGAUCUAUGUGAGAUCGAGACCUCUAAGCUCCGAUGAGCAGUCUAAAUUGGAGCCCGAGCUUAGUAUCAUCCACGACAAAAAUAGUCGUGUUAUCACACUCUCAUCACAAUGCGACCCUGAGCGGUCCCGAAAGUGGUCGAGCGGAGUGUCGUUUGCGCAGCUCUUUACAGGCAGCGUCACAAAUGAACAUGUGUAUGAAAGCACUGUUAAACCCGCACUGGAUCAAGUCAUGCUAGGUGCCACCUGCAACUUCUUUGCGUACGGACAUUCUGGAAGCGGGAAGACCCAUACGGUGAUCGGCUACGAAUACGAUGAUAGCCGUCAUCUUGGUUUGUGCCUCUCUGCAGCACGCGAUUUAUUUCAAGCGAUUCAGAAAGAGAAGGAGAACCCAUCUAUAGAGGAUGCGGUUGCAGGCAGUAAAGGAGGAAAGCUGGGCGUAGCAGUGCGCCUCUACGAGGUCCGAGGAAAGAGCGCUUUCGACCUGCUCAAUAAUGGAUCUGAGUGCCACGUUCGCCAAGGGCCCGAUGGCCAUACGCAUGUUCGUGGUAAGACUGAGAUCCUGGAGGGCGGCAAAGUCAGAGUGCGCCCAAUCGUGGCGAAGCCGGUGUGGUCAUACGACGAGCUCCAGCAAACUGUACUAGCUGGGCUUAAGAUGAGGGAGAUUGGCUCAUCGUCGAUACACAACGAGAGCUCCCGCACUCAUGCCUUUAUCGAGCUUGAGGUGAUCGACAACACGCUAUUAAAGGCUAGAGAAGUGGUCAUUGAGCGAGAAUCCGAGCUGGUUCCAGUUGGCAAACUGGCUACAGACAUUUACAUCGAGGAGCAGAUGAAGUCGUUGAUACGUACUGAAGAUGGUCGAUACAUCCCUAAUCCUGACAGCCCACUAGAUCAGGAUAGGGUCGAUGCGGCAGAAGCUAAAAAGAGGGAAUUCGAAGAACGACUCGAGCAGGCAGUAGAAGCGGUCAAAGAGUGCUUCACAAGCAGUAAACAUCGCUGUCUGGGGGGGAAAUUUGUCUUCGUCGACCUGGCAGGAUCAGAGUACUUCGAGCAAGCGGCCGGAAAGAGUGCAGAGCUAGUCAAGCAAACGCCUCAAGAGAGACAGCAAGGACGGCAGAUCAAUACUGAUCUCUUCGCACUGAAGGAGGUCAUACGUGCUAGGGCCUCUGGUCAAACGCGUAUACCUUUCCGGUCAUCUCCACUUACUAUGGUCUUGCGUAGUCAUUUCGAAGGGUCCAGCAACGGACGUUCCUCAAUCAUACUUACUGUGUCGCCUCUAGAGACACAAUACGUGGCGACAAAGAACACGCUAAGUUACGGGAGCCUGAUCAGUGGCAGGUAAAAGCCGAUACUGCCGCAAGCAUAACUGGAGGUUGCUGCGCAAGCCAACGCGAU
Molecule: messenger RNA, 1628 nt
Organism: Boeremia exigua
Lineage: Eukaryota; Fungi; Ascomycota; Dothideomycetes; Pleosporales; Didymellaceae
Product: kinesin family member 2/24
Exons: 2
Coding region: 199-1575 (458 amino acids)
Biological process (GO): microtubule-based movement
Cellular component (GO): kinesin complex; spindle; microtubule
Molecular function (GO): ATP hydrolysis activity; microtubule motor activity; ATP binding
Source: RefSeq, a predicted model, not a curated record